AUGGCUGUCCAGGUCGUCUCCUUUUUCGACCAGUUCCCUGACUUCGACUGCAAUCCGGAUUCGCCAAUCAGCAACGAGUUCAAGCGCCUAGGCAAGGCCCGCAAUUGGCGCCCUGGUUCCAAGACCUGGACGAAGAACUGGAACCGGUGCAUGGGGAAUGAAUACAACCGCCUCAUCGGAAGCCGCAUCAGUAACCUGGAGACCUGGCAGGUCAUGUGCCGAAAGGUUGGCCUUGGCGAUGAGUUUACCUCGAUCCGUCAGUGCAAGAAGGCCCUUUCCUGCAUCUACGUGAACAUCAUCGACUUGCUUGAAUGCUGGGAGACUCACGAAAUGCCCACACGAUUCUGCAACGUCUCCCAGUUGGCCAAAUACUCUAAGAAAUCGGCCAAACUGAUUCCCCGUGAAUGGGCAAAGCAAGACAAGGUCCUGCGGGUCCUCCUGAAGCGCCUGCUGUGA
Messenger RNA from Penicillium daleae, 456 nucleotides. RefSeq lists its product as uncharacterized. Lineage: Eukaryota; Fungi; Ascomycota; Eurotiomycetes; Eurotiales; Aspergillaceae. The coding region runs from base 1 to 456 and encodes 151 amino acids. The transcript is spliced from 2 exons. The record is from RefSeq and is a predicted model, not a curated record.